UCACUUGAUUACUUCUGUCUGGCGUCACGUGAUCAGGCUGAGCGAAAAUGGCGGACGGAGGUCCAAACAGUGAAGUUCAAAACAAGGCUGGUGAAGAUGAGAAAGCAGGAAGGACAGCGGUGGAACAGGACGGUGUGGAGAGCGAACCGGAUGGAGAGCGAAAGGAAAAAGCUGGUGAAAGUUCUUGGUCGGCACCGAUAUUGUCGUUGGCUCGAAAAGCGUCUGAAAGUAUCAGCAGCGCUGGUUUGAGGAACCCGUUAUCCGCGUCUGAGGCUCCGAAUCCGGACCCGUCCGAGUCCAUCAGACCGGCAAUGAAAGAUCCAAUGUCUGUGGAGCGGUCCAAUCUGUUGUCCAUGAUGAAGCUCAGUAUAAAAGUUCUGAUCCAGUCCUCGCUCAGCCUGGGUCGGACGCUCGACUCCGAGUAUCAGCCUCUGCAGCAGUUUUUUGUUGUACUAGAACACUGCCUUAAACAUGGACUGAAGGUAAAGAAGUCCUUCAUUGGGCAGAAUAAAUCAAUCUGGGCUCCUCUGGAGCUGGUCGAGAAGCUGUGUCCCGAGUCAGCCGACCUCGCCACGAGUGUCCGAGACAUGCCUGGACUCAAGACGGGACUGGGUCGAGCUCGAGCGUGGAUGCAUUUGGCUCUCAUGCAGAAGAAAAUAGCAGAUUACAUGAAAGAUCUUAUAAACAGGAAGGACCUUCUGGGGGAGUUUUAUGAGCCAGGAGCUUUGAUCAUGGAGGAAGAAGGUUCUGUGAUCGUCGGGAUGCUGGUGGGGCUGAACGUCAUCGACGCCAACCUGUGUGUGAAAGGGGAAGACCUGGAUUCUCAGGUGGGUGUCAUUGAUUUCUCACUGUACCUAAAGGACCCUCAGACAACUGAGAACCCACAAGAUGACUCUAAAAUGACUGCGAUUCUGGACCAGAAGCACUACAUAGAAGAACUGAACCGCCACCUGAGCGGCACAGUGACGGACCUUCAAUCCAAGAUGGACUCGCUGGAGAAAACCAACUCUAAACUCAUAGAGGAGCUCUCAGCAGCUACAGACCGGAUCAAUUCCCUGAGGGAGGAGCAGGAGCAGCUCCGGCAGGAGAACGCCACCAUCCUCCAGACCAGCCAGAGGAAAGAAGAGGUGACUCUGCAGGACAGCCAGGUGGAGCUGGAGACCUACAAGCAGACAAGGCAAGGUCUGGAUGAAAUGUAUAACGUGGUGUGGAAGCAGUACAAGGAGGAGAAACGCAUUCGGCAGGAGCUGCAGAAGGAGCUGGAGCUGCAGGUGGGUCUGAAGCAGGAGAUGGAAGUGGCCAUGAAGCUGCUAGAGAAGGAUAUUCAUGAGAAACAAGACACGCUGGCGGCUCUGCGCCAACAGCUGGACCAGGUCAAAUCUCUCAACCUGCAGAUGUUCAAUAAAGCACAGGACACGAACAGCGUGGUGCUGAGGAAAGAAGAAGAGGCUGUGAGACUGGAGGAGAAGAUGAAAAAGAUGGAAACGGCGAUGAAAGAGCUGGAACUGAGGUUACAGAACUCUGAGAACGGAAGGAAGAGCACGGAGGAGAGUCAGAAGGAGCUGUGCUCCGAAAUGAAAGGGAGAGUGGACGGGCUGCACAAACGGCUCGGCGACCUCGACGCGCUGAGGGCAGGGCUGGAGGCGGAGCUAAGCAGGGAGAAGGAGCAGAGGCAGAGUCUGCAGAGAGAUCUGCAGCGUGAGCAGGACGACAGCGCCGAACUGCGCACGCAGCUGCAACAGCUGCAAGGCCUUCAGAUGGAAAUGCUGGACCUGCGGCAGGAGAAGAAACAGCUGCAGCAGCUGUGUGAGGAGCAGGAGCAGGCGCUGCAGGAGAUGGGCCUUCACCUCAGCCAGUCCAAACUGAAGAUGGAGGACUUUAAAGAAGUUAAUAAAGCAUUAAAAGGUCAGGCUUGGCUGAAAGACGACGAAGCCACGCAGUGUAAGCAGUGCCGGAAGGAAUUCUCCAUCUCUCGCAGAAAACACCACUGUAGGAACUGCGGAGACAUUUACUGCAGCAGCUGUUCCAGUAACGAGCUGGCGCUGCCGUCCUACCCCAGACCAGUGCGCGUCUGCGACGUCUGUCACUCCCUCCUGCUCCAGAGAAGCUCCAGCGGCUCCUGACGCUCCUCGUCGUCUCAAGAUCCACGGGCUGACCUGUCUGAGCUGCGUUAGAUGAAUAUACGGUGCAUGUGUGUGUAUGUAUAUGCAUUGCUGAUUCGAAGGGGCUUCUGUUUAUCAGAAACCUUUUAGCCAGCAUGUGAUACAGUAAUCGAAGAAUUAUAUGCAAAGUAAUUUUGUAAUUUCUUCUACAGGGAGAAUGUGAUUAAUUUUUUAAGAGGACUACUACAGUAAACUAAUACCUAAUGAUACUAAUGAACAAUUUAUAUUUUUCUCUCUUGCUGAUAAUCUCCAUUUUAGGGAGAAAAACACCUUUCAAUAAUCUUUUGAAUCAGUUGUCCUUUUCUAAAUGUGAUUUAAGAAUAGAGAUUUUCUUUAAACUGUUGUAAGAUCAACCACUGCCUGCCGUGUGCAAAUAAAUAAAAUAAGCAGUUUCUGAGUGGAUUUAAACAGAAGCAAACGAACAUGAUGCAUUGUUGAAGUUUAAUACCCUGUGCACACUAGGGAUUUUGUACCGAUACGAAACUUUCGUGCCACAACACCUGUCCACACUAGCAACUAUACCGGUACUGUAGCGCUUCGCUGUAGUGUGGACAGAUGAAGCGGUUCUGUAUCAAUACAAAUAUAAUGCGCAUGCACAAAGUCACACACCUCAAUCGAUGUCUUCGCUGAAUAAAAUAGUGAAGAACGGA
This is a messenger RNA of Neoarius graeffei (lesser salmon catfish), 2812 nucleotides long. It is a transcript of the gene rufy1, whose product is annotated as RUN and FYVE domain containing 1. NCBI's taxonomy places the organism in Eukaryota, Metazoa, Chordata, Actinopteri, Siluriformes, Ariidae. Gene Ontology annotation, biological process: regulation of endocytosis; protein transport. Gene Ontology annotation, cellular component: cytoplasm. The coding region runs from base 48 to 2123 and encodes 691 amino acids. The record is from RefSeq and is a predicted model, not a curated record. Gene Ontology annotation, molecular function: metal ion binding. The transcript is spliced from 17 exons.